AAUUCUUCCUUCAAUAAACUGGAAGCAGAAGAAAGAGAAAAGAACCAUCUGCCAUGUCAAGCAUUCCCGAAGAGGUGUACCUUGAAAUCCUUGUGCGGGUACCAGUCGAAACUACGUUCAUAUGUAAGUGCGUUUGCAAAUCUUGGCUUGUCUUAAUAUCAAACCCUAACUUUGUCAAAUUUCACCUUAGUCAUACUAUUCAAAAGAAUCACUACAGGAUCAUGCUUAGAAAUUACUGGAGGAAAUCUUACUUACUUCACUCUAUAAGUUAUGAUUCAUUAUCAUCAUUGUUGGAAUCGUCAAAAGCCAAAAGAAUUGCAUAUGAUCCUGUUGCAAUGGAUUACCCAUUCAAAUCUCAAGGUUUUGGAAUUGAAUUGGGAGGUUCAGUUAAUGGCUUGGUUUGUUUAUGGUGUAAUGAGGAUGAUAGGGAAUUCUUAUGUCUUUGGAAUCCAGCCACUACAGAGUAUAAGGAAAUACCUAAAUCACCUAAUGAUUUGUCGAACGAUGUUACCGACCUUUAUGCAUUAGGCUAUGAUUAUUUAACUGACGAUUAUAAGUUGAUCAAAGUUGUAUUCUUCGAGGAUAAGGAGGAAAAUUCUCCAGUUGAUGUAUAUUCGCUGGCAACAAAUUCAUGGAGAAGCAUUCAAAGUAUUCCUUAUAGGUUCCCUUUUCCUAGAGAACCUGGGGUGCUUGUUAAUAGAGCUCUGCAUUGGUUAGGUGUAAAAAGUGCCAAAGACAGUUCCAAGGCUAUAGUCUCUUUGGAUGUCACCAAAGAGAGCUUUAAAGAAAUUGAACUACCAAGAGUUUGUUCGGAAAAUAAGCAGGAUUUUAGGAGUGUGGGAGUGUUUGAAGGGUGUCUAUGUGUCAUUGCUUUUAAUGACGUUAAAUCUCAUUUCGAUGUGUGGGUGAUGCGGGAUUAUGGAGUUCGGGAAUCUUGGAUAGUACACUUUUCUGUGAUCCAAAACUGGGCUGAGAUUGAUAAUUUUAUGAGGUUGAUGUGGUCUUUCAAGAAUGGUGAAGCUUUAUUAAGAAAUUAUGGUGAUUUACUAUUAUAUGACCCGAAGCAUGGAAGUAUUAAAAAACUACGCAAAUUAACAGAACUGAACGAAGUAGAAAAUUAUGUUGAAAGCCUGGUUCCACUCAACUCGGGUACCUAUGUGGGGAGAAAGAAAAAUAGAAGCGUCCGUAGAAGCACGAGGAAGAGGCCUCAAUUGGAUAAUGUGGGCAUGUGCUAGUUUUUCUUUUUGUGAUGGCUGAUAUGGGUCUGCAACUUUUAGGGAAUCAUAAACAAUGAGAAAGUUGGGAAAUAUAAAAUAAGGUAAGUGUUAUUCUGCAGUUUCUAUGUUUUUGUCAAUUUUUUUGGCAUAUACUGUACAAUGUAAUAGGACUUGUUAGCCGUUCUCGAGCAAUAUAAUUCUGAUAUAGAAAUUUGGAUUUUGUCAUUGA
Messenger RNA from Papaver somniferum (opium poppy), 1446 nucleotides. RefSeq names its product F-box protein CPR1-like. The transcript has a single exon. Lineage: Eukaryota; Viridiplantae; Streptophyta; Magnoliopsida; Ranunculales; Papaveraceae. The record is from RefSeq and is a predicted model, not a curated record. Bases 54 to 1235 code for a protein of 393 amino acids. Gene Ontology annotation, molecular function: protein binding.